GACAGACUCAAAUUAUGACAUAACCUAAAAAAAACAAAGUUUGUGGAGCGACAACAAAAAAAUGAGCCUUAUCCGGGAAAUUGUGGACAUUGUGAAGGAGAACAAGACCGUGGAUGUACGGAAGAAUGUGCAGCGACUCACGAGUGAGAUUAGGAAGUUCCAGGACAAAGUCCGGGGCUUUGUGACCAAUAAAUACGAAGACUUCCUCACGGAUCUGGAUUGCUAUGAAAAUUACCAGGGAGACUGUGAGACUCUCUUUGCGGAGACAAAUGAAUUGCUGAAGAGUGUCGAGGAGGAGGUGCAGAUGAAGAUGGCCAGUGAGGAAUUGCAAAAGUGCCAUGAGGAAUUCCAGGAAAUUGCCCAAGGAUUGCGGGUUACGCAUAAAAUUCUCAAAAUUGACGAACUCUUUGGUGCCAUUGAGAUGGCCAAGUGUGCGGAUGAGCAUCUAACGGUGAUGAAUCUAAUCUGUGAGCUACGGAGCCUCAUUCAGGAUCCCACGGAUGGUAUUUUCAAGCAAUUUGGGUGCUAUGAGAACAUCAAGAUUCGCUAUCAUCUCGAGAAUGAGUCAAUGCUGCACAAUCUUAAGCUGAAAUUUGAGUCUCUGGUGCAGAUGAAGGAGAAAACCUUCCAGAAUAUGAAGUGUGUCACGGUGAAGAUUACGAAGGAGGAGGAAGAGCUCCGGGAGAUUAUUACGGCUCUCAUUAGUGCUAAAUACAAUUCCCGGAAGAUGUGUGAAUUCCUCAUGGAGAAUGUCUUUAGGCCGGUGAUUAUGAAGCCUGUCUCGGUAGAAGUUGACAUGGAGAAGGAUCCGCAAUUUGUGUGCCUUCAGUUGUCAUUUAGCACAAAGGAGUGUGACGAUGAGGAUCUCAGGCCAAACUACAAGACAAUCUUUCAGCACAUCCGCAGUGCCUUCACCUGCCUUUCCCACAUGAACAUCGCAAUCUCCGACACUGAGUGCAUCUUCAAGAUUCUCCGGGAAUACAUGAAGGAAACCUUCACGAAGCUCAUCAUCAGUGAGUGCCUAGAUAAUUCCAUUCCGGAGAAUAUGAUUGAGAUGAAUGAGAGUACUUUGGUGGCUGAUAUCACGGAAUUCAACACUUUCCUCGUUGAGGUGCUCUUCUUCACCGAGGAGGAUCGUGAAUUCCUCGACUAUGCAGAGAAGAUUGAGCUCCUCUUCCGGAAUCGCUUCUUCCGGAACAUUCUGGACAAUGCUGUGGAUAUUAUGCGCAAAGAUCUCCACGAUAUGGUGCCCGUAGCGGAGAAAUUGAGCGGAGCUACGGGUGGUGAAGCUGCCACAUCAGCAAUCUUCCCCAAUUGCAUGGUAUCCAAGAGCACGGUGGAGUUGAUUUAUCUCAUGGAACGCGUACUCAAGGAGAUUGAGGGGAGUGAGGCGAAAGUAGCUCAGGGGCUUCUCUCCACAAUCUCCAUAAUCCUCGAUAGAUACCUCACGGAGAUGCCAACGUACCACGCUAAGCUCCUGCUCAAUAUUCCCCAGCAAACGGCUCUCUUUCACAACAACUGCAUGUACCUCGCCUAUUGGAUAACGAAAAAUCACAGCAAGGGCAUCGAAACGGUCCUCGUGAUGGUGAAAUCCCUCCAGCAUCUUGGCUCUGAGCAAUUUCUCAGUCAAAUUAAAAAUCAACGAUCUCAACUAAUGGAAAUUCUACGAGGAUUUGAUUUGAGUGAUUGUGUGUCAGAUUUGGGCUUGGAGCCCCCAAAAGUUGUCCGGCAGUGCCUUAGACAGUUGGAUUUGCUGAAGAAUGUGUGGCAAACAAUCCUCCCGGAUGUUGUGUACAACAAAACAAUGGGAAAUCUCUUGAAUGAAUUUUGCAACGAACUCAUCCGGAGGAUUCUCCUCGUGGAAGAUCUCCCAUCAGCCGUGUCCAAUGGCUUAGUUGAUGUCUGCACGACAAUCCUCGAGAGAGCUCCGGGAAUUUUUCAGGAUCCAUUGGAAAUUAAUGUUGCCGUGAAAAGUUGGACAAAGUUGCAGCAACUUAAAAUGAUUUUGGGUGCUUCCCUGGCGGAAAUAACGGAUCAAUGGGCAUCCGGAAAGGGUCCCCUCACACUAAGCUUUAAAGCCGAAGAAGUAAAACAUUUAAUCCGGGCACUCUUUCAGAAUACAAAUCGUCGUGCGAUUGCUCUCAAUUCCAUCGUUUGAAAGGAUUUUCAUUUAAUUUCAUCACAGUUCUUUUUUGUAAAGAAAAAAAGAAGAAGAAAAUAAACGAAAUGGUUUUUUUUGCAUAAAA
Lutzomyia longipalpis is the source of this 2246-nucleotide messenger RNA. RefSeq names its product centromere/kinetochore protein zw10 (gene Zw10). Gene Ontology annotation, cellular component: RZZ complex. Bases 62 to 2158 code for a protein of 698 amino acids. The record is from RefSeq and is a predicted model, not a curated record. Gene Ontology annotation, biological process: endoplasmic reticulum to Golgi vesicle-mediated transport; mitotic spindle assembly checkpoint signaling. Lineage: Eukaryota; Metazoa; Arthropoda; Insecta; Diptera; Psychodidae. The transcript has 3 exons.